Messenger RNA from Eutrema salsugineum, 1348 nucleotides. RefSeq lists its product as uncharacterized. The record is from RefSeq and is a predicted model, not a curated record. NCBI's taxonomy places the organism in Eukaryota, Viridiplantae, Streptophyta, Magnoliopsida, Brassicales, Brassicaceae. Bases 45 to 1280 code for a protein of 411 amino acids. The transcript is spliced from 7 exons.
AGGUGAAGAGGUGAAGAAGGAUAAGAGCAAGUUUUUGAAUAUUAAUGGCUUCCUUCAACAACUUUGUGUUACUGAUUCUCUUAACAAUUGCUCUUAUUUUAGUCCCUGAAGCAGCUCAGGGACGUCGAAGACGAGUAAUACCAUCAGGAGAACAGAAGAAAGAACUGGAAAGGCAACUCAAAGCUAUCAACGAACCUGCAAUCAAGAGUUUCAAGACACAACAGGGUGAUAUAUUGGAUUGUAUCGACAUUCACAAACAGCUAGCCUUUGAUCAUCAUCUCCUCAAAAACCAAUCUGUUCAGCUGAAACCAACAAGUGUACCUGAGUGGAUCACGAGCAACAAAAUUUCAAGGAAAGUGGAUCCCUUGCAGCUUCUUCAAGAGGGAAUAAAUUGUCCAGAAGGAACAGUUAUUGUAAAAAGGACUACUAUGCAAGAUCUUAUGCAUGCAAAACGUUUGAAAUCGAUGGGAUUCGAUGGCCCAAGACAUUUUAUUACAGAUAGAAAUAACAAUGAUUCAACUGGACAGUUUUAUGUUGCAACGGUUAACUAUGGACCUAGCAGUUUUUCUGGAGUAAAAGGACAUCUUAACCUAUGGGAUCCACAAGUCUCGCAAGAUCAAAUCAGUCUUGCAUUUAUGGCAGUAGCCGGAGGGCCUAAAGAACAAUUCGCCAGCAUUUUUGUUGGGUGGAUGGUGAAUCCAUCCCUAUACCAAUUGUCGGAAGAUCAUGUUCGCUUGUACACCUACUGGAGUAUUGAAGGAAGCAUGUCAGGCUGCUACGACAUAACAUGUCCUGGAUUUGUGCAAGUCAGCAAGACUAUACCACUUGGUGCACUUCUUCAACCAAUUUCCGUCUAUAAUGGUACACAAUAUGAUAUAAGCUUAAGCUUGUAUCAGGAUCGUGUCAAGGGAGAUUGGUGGUUUUCGUAUCAUGAAGAGAACGUUGGAUACUGGCCAGCGUCAUUGUUCAUGGCCAGGGGAUUUGCUAACAGAGCAAAUUAUGCAUCUUGGGGAGGUCAAGUGUACAGUCCAGUGACAGAGAAGACUCCAGUUAUGGGAAGUGGGAAUUGGCCUAGUGAGGGCUUAAGUAAAGUAGCUUAUGUGAACAGUAUCAAAAUCAUAGAUCAUUUGGGAAAUGUUUUGGAUCCAGAAAUCGACAGUCUGAAGGCACGCGAGACCAGUUCAAAGUGUUACAAAGCCAUGUAUAUUCAUGAGGAGGAUAAAGAUAUAUGGCGAAGAGCUCUUUACUAUGGAGGUCCUGCAGGAUGCAUAGGGGAAUGAUGUAUGAUCUGAACAAGAUGACUUAUAUAUAUGCUUGUAUGAAUAAUCAAGUUUCAUGAUAAUUAUGA